This is a messenger RNA of Biomphalaria glabrata, 9660 nucleotides long. RefSeq lists its product as uncharacterized. Lineage: Eukaryota; Metazoa; Mollusca; Gastropoda; Planorbidae. The transcript has 13 exons. Bases 1281 to 6389 code for a protein of 1702 amino acids. The record is from RefSeq and is a predicted model, not a curated record.
AUUAUAGAUAGGGUUAGGGUUCUUUUUAGGCGGUUAGGGUUUAUAUUUUAUACUUAUAUUUGUAGUAUUGUACCCAUAGCCAUAUAACCUAUCAUCACUGCUAUUUGCUAUUAAUAUUAUAUUUAAAUUUAAGGUCAAAGAGGCCAUGUCACAUGUGUUAAUUGUGUUUUCAUUUAAUUCAGACAAAUUCGACCCACAUUAUUUGAUUCCGGACACCAUAAUUUAUUUCAAGCAGUCACUAGACUAAAUUUAGGCAUCAAUAAUCUCAGAUUUUAAUUCUAUAUAUAUUAACAUCAACUAAAUUUUAAGAUCCCCAGGCAUAACAUUUGUAAUGUAUGUGUGUGUCGUGUGUGAGAGAGAAUUUCGAGUUGGAAAUUGUUCAAAAGUAAAUUGUCUGAUGGAUAUUAGACAACACAUUAGGAUGUUAACAGUCUGUGAGCAGUGUAGUGAAUAUGGAAUAAUGAGAAAACAUGAGAAAGAGAGAUUGAAAGAAACAAAGCCUGAAAAAGGAAUGAACACCAUAUAUAUAUAACUAAAUUUAGAAGGACCCAGGUUCGGAAGCCAAGCGCCUUACCGCUCUGCCACAUAUAUAUGUAUAUAUAUACUAGCCUGACAUACCCGCGGCCUGCUGGUCCUAGUUUGUUUUUACUAAUCUAGUGGAUUGGAUUUAGAUGUAUGUUAAACUUAGCUUAUAAUGAUCCUUUCAAGUUUUUCUCUUUCGCUACGAAAGUAAAAUUAGUUUUGCGGAAAUGGGUUUACCCGAAGCUGAUGCAUUCAUAUCUAUUAAAAACAAAAGGAGCGAUAGAUGAAUAGGAUAUAAAGUACAAUUAAAACGGGUUUACCUGAUUUGUUAAAUGAAUUGUAUUAUAAGUAAGUCAGGACAAUCUGAAUUCGCAGAUAUAUGGAUGAAUUUAUGUAAAAAUGCUUUUGAAACACAAAUUUGAAGGUUAAUUUUAUUAAAUAAUGAAAUCAAUAGACUAUAUUUUGUAUUUUCAUGUAUCAAAGUAAAAAACUAUAUAUGUGCAAAGUGUAGUUCUUAAAAUUAGAUCGAGAUCUAAAUUCUUUCGAUCUUUUCUCAUGUCAACAUUGUAAACAAAGCCUAGAUCCAUAAAAUACAAUAGCUUUAAUAGAGUCUGUCAACUUUUUUUUUUUUUUUGAGGGUCUUAAGUUUGUUUUAGGGCUACAAUACAUACACUGCAGUCUAAGUUAGUACCCAAGGGACAUUUCUGCCAAGUUUUAUCAAGCACGGCUGACAUGCUCGCCAUCUUGAUCACAAAACUAUGUCAUCAUGUGACCAUUUUACACAGAAUGCUUGGCGACAUGAUCUUUGUUCCACUUGUCAAAGGGCCAAGUCUGAUCACGAUAGCAGUUCUAAUUCAAGAUCUUCUUGGCGCAGACGAAGUGAACCCAACCCUAAUAAUGAAAUAACAGGAGUUCGUAUAUCUGCCCUUGCAAGUAAGUUCCAAGCUUCGGAACCAGUAGAUGACAAAUUCAGAACUACAACUUUAGAUCGAAAGUAUGUGAAAGCCAAAGUUGCAGAAAAAAAGCUCAAUGUUUCCCUGUCAACAGACCUUGUGUUGAAUGUAGGGACUACAACCUUAGAGAGUUGCUCAACAAAUGUUCCUGUUGACAUUAAUAAACGCCUCGCUACUCAAGCCCAAGUAAAGCCAGAAAACCCCAAAUCCCAAGCAUUGAAAGUAGGAAAUCAAAGACCCAAUGGUGAAAAAAAAAUUAAUUCUACUCACUCCACUAUUAAAAGUAUAACAACAAAUAAAUGCUACAAUUCAACUACCAAUGCUGGUCAUAGUACCAAAAAAGAAACACCUCCAGUGGUGAAAUCGUCAAAAAGAACAAAGGCAGCUGACUCUUCUCAAAAGCUGAAAAAAGUAAGCAUUCCAGAUACUGAGCCUGAAUUGAUAGGUACUGAUGGAGGUUUGGAUAAUUUAUUUCCUGAUCAGACUCUAGCUGGACCUAUUGAUGAGGCAGAACAUCUGCUUAUAAAUCUAACAGAGGAAGAGAAACAAUUUACUCUGUUAUCUUUAGGAAAUACUCUAUGGAACUCAGAUACCAAAAAUUUACAAGUAGACUCGGAUAACAGCAAAAGAACUUGCAGAGAGUUUGAGGAUGUCAAAGAUAGUGAACUGCUGACUAAUAGACGAUUUAAACAUACUGAUUGUGAUGCAAUUAAACAUUUACGUGACUUUGGUACUUUCCCAAAAAGUAGUGGAGUAAAAUCAUUGAAAGUUAGUCUCAACAGUGUUCAGUUUGGUGGUCAAAACAGUGAAAAUCAAAUUCUCUCUAAAGAAGACAGAUCUAAACCUGCUGUUUUUUCUUCUGAUAAUGACAGGACAAGUAACACUGUGAUUAGUGUGAACAUGUCCUCAAAUGUAGAAAUGGAUAAAUUACAAAUGAAUGAAGUCAUGCAUGAUGCAAUGUACGAGUCUCUCGACGAUGUUAAACCAGCCAAAUUAGCCACUAUUGACAGUUCUACUGUUGAUGAUGAAGAUCAGUCAGCCAUGGACAGUCUCCAUGCCAUAGCUUUACUCAACGAUGUCCUCAAGGAGUAUGUUGAUUUCAAUGAGUCAUCAACUGAUGAUAUUGAACCCAAAGAUUGCAAAAAAGAAUCUUUAAAGGGCAAAAAAUCCUCAGACUUUGAAGCCAAAAUGGCUAGUGUUGCUGCUAACCUUGACCUUACCAAACAGCAAAGAAAAAAGCAAGCUCCUCGUCCGCCUGUCUCACCACCUCCUGAACCUACAGCCAUUUCUUCUAUUUCUCCAAAAAAAGGUUUACAUCAGACAGAUCCAGUUUUCAAGAUGGUGACUGUUGGAAAGAGCAUUGUAACCUUGCCUCCCCAACAAGACAUUCCUAGAGACAAAUAUUCAUCCCAGGCUCCUCCAGGGCUUGAAGACUUCAUUCCUGAUAGUAGUGAUUUCAAAUCAAAUGGAGAAGCGAAAAAUAAGAAGGGACUAACUUCCUUUUUUAGAAAUAUACUACGUCGAGGAAAGGAAUCUUCUGAAAGCUUUGAAUCUCAGAAUCCAGAUGUCCAAUUCUUAGCUAAGCUGGAAAGAAAAGAUUCCAGCAAUAAUACAUCUAGUGGAUGUAGCUUAAAUAACUUAGAUGACUUAUUGUCUAAUUGUGCACCUAGCUCAAAACAGGUAGUUCUUUCACAGAAAUCACCACAGCACAAAAGCGAGCUUACUUCAGCUGAUGGUGAGAAUGAUAAUGCAACAUCUAAUAAAAUGUCUCCAUUAGCUAGUGUAGUAUGUGAAACCACAUCUCCACUAAGCGCUAGUCCUCCAAUUCAAAGAAAGAAAGGUCUAGCCAGCCCUAAGAUGAUGCUUAAGAAAGCCACAGCCAAAUUUUCACCACCGACUUCUAGACAUCAGUGUAAAGAAAGCUCUGAAUCAUUGGCUCAAUCAGCUCUUGCUUUAAAUACAGUCUCUAAACCCUAUCCAGCUCCGAAACCGGCUGUUGUUAAAACUUCUGUUACAACACUCUCAACCGAUGUAGCACCACCAAAACCAGUAGUAGCACCAGCAAUAAAACCAUGUGCCACACCACCUUCAGUAGAUGCUUUAGCAUUGAAGGAAAAAGAAGCAAAUAUUGUCAAAAGGCGCUCAAAAAGUCCCAAAAGGACUGCGCCUCCUGUACCACCAGUUCGAUCUUCUGUUGGAUCCACAGCAGGUACUGGAACAUUAGGAAGAGAGUCAACUCGUAGAUCUUUACCUGUUCCACCGUCACCACCAGGCGAUCGAAAAGUAUCUGCUGGACAUUCGUCACCAAUUUCUCCUAUCAAUGAAAUGAGUUCAUUGCCGUCUUCUCCAUCCUCACCCAUGGGCAAUUCUUUUGACUUUGCCACUCCCACAGAAUGGUCUGGGGGAUCAAGCUCGACUAUAGACGAUGAACUUCCUAAGUUUACUGAGAAAAUAGAGCUGCCUACAGUUGCGAAGCUCGAUAAGAAAGGUUUGCUUGGUAAACUGGGAGGCAACAGGAAAAGUCGAGCACCUCAGCCGCCUUCUGUGAAACGUGCCAAAUCUAUCACAGAAUCAUCCACUCUGCCCAGGGGAGAUAAAAAAAACAAGAAGAUCAAGGCUGCAGAUAUUUCUGGUCCAAUGAUGGUUUCAGACAGAAUUUUAGAAAAUCGUAGAAACACAAUAUCCCUCGGUGAUGAUGCAGCUUUUCAUGCAGUCGUUUUACCAAAUCAAAUGACCACAGAGAAAAGUGGAUUCGAUGAAUUUGACUUCCCUGUACUAUCACCUUUAGGAUCGUUAGAAAACUUGUAUGAAUCCAUUCUACCAAAGCCUGAAGGAGCAAUGUUUCAUUACUACGAUCCACCAACAAGCCCGAAAAUUCUAUGUCCUAACAUACCAGCGGAUGGAUACUUGGAACCUGUCCCUCCUCUUUCUAACACUACAUCUGCUGGAGUUUCAUCGCCGCAACCAUCAUCAUCAGCGUCAGUCAUAAUAUCCAACAGCCCAUCUCUUAGAAUUACACCAAUGACUGAAGAGAUUGUAAAUAAAUCAGACAACUGGAAGGAUGAAUCGUCGCCUUCUAGUAGCAGUCAGUGGUCCUCUGGUCAAUCUAGUCAGUCAAACUCAACUGAAAACUCUGGUAGCUCGUUGCCAGACAACAUGAUUAUGAAGUCAGCCUCAAAUGUCAGUACUGGUUUGGGGAGUGCAUUUGUUGAACCAGAAUUAACAGAUGAGAGAAGAAUUCUGUUGGCAUCGCAACCUAUUUAUGAGGAGAUUCCUAAUGGUAAUAAUGAAGAUGAUGCUCUUGGACUAAUAAAACCAACAAUCAGUAGCGAAGGAAUGCUCAAAAAGACUUUAUUUCAUGAUGAUCGGACAGUAAUUGUGCCUGCUGCUGGAAGUGAUGUGACCAAAUCUCAAGUGGGUCAAACUUGGCUUCAACAGCCACAAGUGACUAGUACAGCUUUGUCUAAUUCUCCGUCUCAUGCUAACUCCAAACAGGUAUCAUCCAUGGUGUCAUCACAGAUGUCGGUGUCAUCAUUGAUGACAACGUCAUUGACUUCUAGCAUGCUUCCACCACCACCUCCCCCACCAGACCACCUACCUGCAUCCACCACCAGAUCAGUCUCUAGGGAAACUGUUUCUUCUGAAUCGGAUUCUAACUGCAGUACAUUGUCAAGACCCAGGCCAGCACCUAGGAGAAAACCAAAGCGGCUAGAUGCUAGCGUUACUGACCAGUAUGUAUCUAUGAAUAGACCCAAUGCUCAGGUAUCGCUGAAUGAGGACAACUUAAAAGACUUGUUUACAAAGCUAACCAGCAUCACCUUUCAUUCCCUUCAAGAUAUUUAUGCUCAGUGUGAACGAUUGCUUUCAGCUGACAAGUUAGACCUUUCUAAUCCAAAAUUAUUGAAGUGGGUUGACUUCGACAUUUAUGGCCAACCUCUUCAUGCCUCUGGUCGCUGCAUUGUUUAUAAUGCCAAGCUCAAAAUUAACAGUUCUCCAUGCCAACUCAUGAUUCUCCAUUCACGACCAGCUACUGAAAGAUGCAUCACCAGUCACCCGAGUCUCCUCAGACCUUCAGCAGUUUUUGCAGACACAAUCCCGUUUUCUUUUCUUACUCCUGACUUUAUCAAAACAUCACAGCUCUUACAGAACUCUGUCUAUGACUCGAGCCAAGCGAAAUGUUUUAUAGCUGUGGGUGCCUUUGAUGUGGUAGAAAGUUUAGAUUCUCAUCUGAUGCUGCUACGUGAAACCUUAGCCCUGGAUCCUCAGGCUUACUUGAAUAUUAUUUUGAUAGCAGCUCUUCAGUUAUUAAGUGCCAUGUCACAUUGCUUAGAUCAGGGUUUCUCAGUCACAGAAACAGAUUACAAUGAUGUCUUCCUCAUCACAAGGUCAGAUCUACGAGGUAAAGUUGUCGCUUUUUUACCACAUCAGAGGUCUUUGGAAGUCCCACAAGGUGAAGCUAUGUGUAAUUUUCUGGAUCGCCUUCUAAUGGAUUCCAUGCCACCAAACAAUGAUGAAGAUGACAUCGAUGAUGAGGACGACGAUGGAGAAAAAAUAAUUUCAGCACCAAGAAAAGUUGUCGCCAAAUUAAGGGAAAUGUUGGAACCUCGAAGAGUUGAAUGCUUGGGUCAGGUAAGAACAGCUGUAGAAUACCUUUUGUGGGGACCAUCAACUUCAGAAUUACCUCUCACUCCAAUAGGAGCCACUUGCAAACCUAAUUACAACAGUGGAGCUAGCAAAGAGCAAGAGCUGUAUAUUUGGCUAGAGAAACAGCGAGCCAUGACAGUGGGCCGACUUGCUAGGAAUGUGUCAGGUCUUAGUGCUGGCUUAAGUUUAGAAGAAUUUUAUACUUUAAAAUUUCUUCUCAAGUCAAGUGCAGCAUGUCUUGUAGAAAGUCUACGGAGGCUUACACGUUAAAUAGAAAGGUAAAUUGUAACAAUCAGCCCAUUUUGUCACAUUUACUUCAUCUUCAAUUAUUAUCAUCUAUUUAUGAAAUGCAAAUUUGUUUUUUAUUAGGAGCAUAUAUAAGUUUUUUUGUUUUUUUUUUUCAUUUUAAUCUUAUAUUAGGCAGGAUGUUUCACAAUAAACUUCUUGAGUUUUCUCAUUAACAUAUUUGAGGUUUCCGAUGACUAGCUCUAUAUCUGAGAUGAACUGCAGAGUAGUUUCCAGAUCAGGCUGCUUAUAAAUUUGGGUCUUUAGGUACCCCUAUCUUGUUGGGGCCUUUUUAUGGUCUGAAUUCUGUGGUGACACUUUCACAAGGGCAUGUUUUGCCAGUUCCAAUUUUCAUAUCAUGUUUGAUUUUGUUGUGAACUGUUUGAAGUUAAUUAUUUCAAGAUAGCUUAAAUUAAGCAUCAUUACUGAAGAUAAGGUGAGAUUUGGUUAAUUUUUAGGUUUAUACUAUUCACUAUGAUUUUUUUCGUCUCUUCAGAUUAGAGUGGAAUUUUUGAAUGGUUAAUCUGAUCCUGUAUUUAACCAGUAGGUCAGUAUUUUCAUUUCCUUAUAUAGGAGUGUGUACUGAGAUCCUUUGGAGAACCAUUUUCUUGGUAUUAUUGUUGAAGUUUAAGACAGCUAUCCUGAAUGGUUUAAUAGAGGAGGUGUGACAGUUUUUUAAGGUUUCCCAGACUGUUAGGCUUUUAGGAUGGUUUAGUAGUGUGGAGCUGAGAAAUCUACUACUCUCUUUCUGCUCUGUAGCUCUCUGAGAGAUUGUCUAGUCCAUUAGGCCAUUCAUUUAUAUACCAGCUCCUCCGUUUGUGUUGGAUUCUUUGGAUGAUAUAUCUGGUUCAGUAUGAAUUAAUGAAGGCUUAUUAUUUUUUAUCAGUAUUUUUAUAAUUUAUUAUUGGACUAAUUUAGCCUGACUCAUUUUUUUUUUACAAUCUUACACCUGGACAUCAUUUUUUUAAUGGAAAAUUAUUAUUGUAUUAUAAAUGUAUAAAGUAUUUAUACUUUCUUGUAUUAUUACAUUUUUGGUUAUAGUCCCCCCCAAAAAAUACAGUUUAUUUGUUGUUUUGGUUUCUCAUUCCGUGAAAUGCACGCACACACAGAAUCUCAAUAAUAUGGUGUUUUUUUUAUUUGAUAUUAUAAUAAUGUACUUUUUCAUAUUGUUUCAAUAUUUCUGCUUCAAAAAAAAAAUUAGUGCUUGCAUAUGUGUAUAUGAGCUAUCUUAUAAUUAUAGUGAUUGUAUUGGUGUGUGCAUAUGUUUCAUCAUAGACCUACUAAACGGAUAUAAACAGCUAAAGUUUUAUUAGCCUUCUCACAUUGACCUUGAAGCACUGAUAGAUUCAUCAAUUUUGCCAUUAUUAAACAGCUACCCUAGAUUUUUGUUUAUUGCAAAUUGACUAUUAAAUAUUUUAUUAGGUAAAGUAUUAUUUUUUGCAGUAAGAAGUGCUUGAGUUUUUUUUAAUUCUUGCUAUGCUUUUUACACUAAUAUUUUAUGCAUAAAAUAUAUACCCAGUCUAGAACAUUAAAGUAUUUUGUAUAGAAAGGUGUAGUAACUUCGUUACUAAGUUACCAGAUACAUACUCAACUUACCAGACGAAGUUAUUAAUUACAUAUUUUUUAAAUUUUGGUGUCACCCACUAAAGGGCACCCCAUUUAUUAUUAACAGGUCUGAUUAUGGUUAAAAGUGUUUCAAGUGAUUUACUUCACAUUAAAUGUUGUUUUUUUCACUAGCCUGGGAAGUAUAUUUUAAUUUUUACAUGCCUGUAAAAUAUUUCACAUGUAAUGUAGGCUUUACUUUGACCUUUCUCUUAAAUAGUUUACUAUCAGAUGAACUGAGUAUCUAUGUUUUAAUAUGUGAUAUAAAUUUAAGUAGGUCAAUAUGAAGUCCUUGAAAUGUGACAGUGUCAAGAAAGUAAUAGAAAUUGCAGCCAAGUUGUGUGAUAUGCACUUGAGACUGCUGUGGUACUAAGUUUGAACCCUUGUCUUUCUGCCUGAAGUUUACGCUAGAAUCUAAUAAUUUUCAUUUCUGAAGAAAUGUAUGAAAGUAAAAAUAAUCUCUCAGUAUUUAAUGAUCCUUGGAUAUCCAACUACAAGAUUUAAAGCUUGAAGUCUUUUUUCUUAAUUACCAUUUCUAAUAUAUAUUUUUGGUAGCUGUCUCAAUUGAUUUAGGUUGGUUGUUAUAUUUUUUUUUAAUUUUUAAAACAAUUUAGCAUGCAGUAUCAUUUUUAAGACUAAAAUAUAUUGGUAAACCUGUCAUAUUUUUUUAGUUUUUUUGUCAAGUUUUCUAAUGUAUAUGGUUGUGUAUCCAAUGUUCAUGUCAUUUUACAUUGUGUAGGCAUUGCCAUUUGACAGCUGAAUGAUUUUGUAGUAGAUUACUAGCCUACAAAUUUUACUUUUUUGCAAUAUUUCAGUGGUUCAGCUUUUAUUACAUUAUGCUAAAGAUUUUUUAGUCUUUGUGAUCAUUCUUGUCAAGGCUGCUAUUUUUUUGUACAUUUAAUUUUUCUAUUAGUCUUAUUGGUGCAAACGCUAUUAUGUGUUUCAUCUAUUUCACUGGGGUGCUGCUUGCAAGCUAACAAUGUUCAUAGCUUUAAUAAGUUUAACCAAACUUUAUUUCAGUGUUUAAUUAACCGGCUAUAACAUGGACAUGAAAUUAAAUCAUCUGUAUACAUUCAUGAAAUGUGUGUUUCCACAUGACAAUUGACUGUGUUCAGUCUAAUUCUUUGAUUAAAAAAAAAACAAACACUUGUAUUGAGAAGCUUGUGUGAUAUUUAAUUUAUUUAAAAAUUUUUAAGCUUUGAACACUAACCACAUUGCCAACUAAUUUUUUUGUUCCCGUGUUAGGGCUUAUGAGGACCCUGACAAUUGUGCUUUUAUCCAUUGCGUGCAACUUUAAAGUUAACGUCCUUUUAUUUUUAUUACAAUUUUUAAGAUUACCAUUUAGUGUGUAUAUUACCUUCUACAUAAUUGAUCACACUUAGAUGCUCAUUUUUUUUUUAUUUUUUUUUUUUAAUAUUUAAAAAAGUAGAAUUAUUAUUGCAUUGUCUCAUUGUCAAACUUUUUUUUUUAUUGGACCAAUGUUAAAUUUAUACUUAGUGGGGUUUUUUUUUCUUAAUAAUUGUACAUAUUUUGGACUAAGUCUUACACUCCAAUUUCUUAAUAUAAACCCAAACCUUGAAACAUAUUUUGAUGACUGUAUAAAAAAUUUAUUUAAAAUAUUGAAUUAAUUUUACAAUAAAAUUAUUCAAUAAUU